UGUGUUUGUGUCUAGCGUUGCACGCGCGCGCGUCUGUGUGCGUAUCCACUCAUGGCAGCGGACUAUGACGGCUCGUAGAUUUGACAGCUAGCUCAAUGCGGGUUCAGACGUUCAUUAAACACAGGCCGAUGUAAUUUCGUGAAAUUGUUGACAGUUUGUUUACGUGCGAAAAGGACAGCCCUUCAGUGUUAGCUUUCGGCUUUGAGAAGUGUUUUUUAUUUACAAGUUUUCGCGCGCCGAACUUGAACUUGACUUCCGGCAAGUCCAGUUUCCCGAUUGAUUUGUGACAUGUUUCAAGCAUUUAUUUAUCAUGUUCGCAAUUAGAUGCGCUUCGUUGAAAAUCGGUCUGAGGGGCACCGGCAUGAAUAAAAUAUCGCCCGCGGUUUGGUGGUCCCGACUAGACGGAAUGGUAACUCUAUUUGACGAGUGGAAAAAAUAAAUUGGACGUUAAUGGGCCGAGUUGGAAUAUAUCAUUUAAUUAUGGAAAGAAUGAGGUGAUAUUAAAUCCGUAUCUUUAAAACAUUAGUGAUGUGAAGACAGUAAACUAUAUUUUGAAUAAGUGCAAGUUUUAGUUGAUUAUUUUUGCGUAGAGUUUAGUGAUAAUCUAUUUUUUUCAUUUGAUGGAUGGUUUUUUCUUCUGAUUCGGAUUAUCUACAUAAAAUAUUACUAGAUUCGCCGAGUUUCUGAUGAGGAUACACCGUCCCCCGGCACACCGUGAGCCAGCAGCGGGAUCGACUGCCGCCGCGUAGUGAAUGGAAUCCGAAGUGUUUGUGUAGUGACUGAUACGGUGAUAGUGUCGGCCCUCGGGCCGAAACCUGCAACGGAAGCUACGGACGCAAGCCACGCGGGCUGCGGGCCCGCGAUGAGCGCCAACAACUGCGAUAGCAUGACAUAUUUCUCCAACGCCUACAUGCCGGACAUGAGGAACGGUGGGGGCCAUGACCAUGCACAAGCGCACGCGCACUACGGCGCAGUGCCACAACAGGGGCACGAGAUGGAGGGCUGCGACCAGCAGCUCAGGCCCGGCCAGCAUCACUACCCCGCGCAACCCGCGCCCGGCAUGCCCUACCCGAGGUUUCCACCUUACGAUCGACUGGGUUACUAUCAACAAAUGGAACAGAACGGGUACCGACCCGACAGUCCGUCUCAAAUGGGGCAUAUGGGUCCAAAGUCAGACGGCUACGGACCUAACGGCCAUCAGCCUCCGACGCCAGCAGUUUACCCCUCGUGCAAGCUACAAGCGGUAGCGGCGACGGCGGGCGGAGUCCCCGGCAGCCCUCCCUUGGAGCAAGCGCAGCAAAUGCCCCACCAUAUGCAUCAGCAGCACAUGGGCCAACACGGGAUGCCGCCACACCAGCAACAUGUCAUGUACCCAGUAGAUGAGAUGCAGCACCAGACGCAAAUGCCUCCCAUGCACCAACCCUCCAUGCACCCGCAGCAGGCGCCGCCCCAACAGCCCCCGCCGAACACGAAUGCGUCGCUUCCCAGUCCACUGUACCCUUGGAUGCGGAGUCAGUUUGAACGAAAGCGGGGAAGGCAAACGUACACCCGGUACCAGACGCUCGAGCUCGAGAAGGAGUUCCACUUCAACCGGUACCUGACGAGGAGGAGACGGAUCGAGAUCGCGCACGCGCUCUGUCUAACCGAGCGCCAAAUCAAGAUCUGGUUCCAGAACCGACGCAUGAAGUGGAAGAAAGAAAACAAGACCAAAGGCGAGCCUGGUUCCGGAGACGAACCGGACAACAUGAGUCCGCCCACCUCGCCACAGUAAAGCCUUUAGCUUAGUUCAUGCGGUCCAAGUGACUGAUCGAUUUGUUUCAGAUAGGCUCACGACACCGAGUCGGUUUGUGUCCAUCUAUUUUCAUAUAACAUUGAAUUUUGUGCAUUGGAAUGAUGAAUCUGAAACUAUUGAUCCGGAGGCCGAAGUUACUAGAACGGUUUAAUUUGUAUAAAUUGUAUGUUGGACUUUUCAUGAUAAUAUUAUUAUUAUUAUAACUAAUGCGUAAUUAGUGACUUGGCAUAAAGAGUAAUGAUAGUGUGAUGAAGAGAUUUUUACAGUUGUUAAGUAUAAAUUAAUUUAUAGAACAAUCUCAAUACCAAUAAUUACCAAAAAAGCAGUGUAUAUGAUUAGUGAUGCUGCAUCAGUACCGAUGUGAUUGAAUACAUUUAACGUACCUAGUUUGGUUAUUGUUUUGAAUGUGUGCAGUAAUUUUGGAGUUUCUCCUGAUUUACUGUUUUUAUUAUCACUUAACAAAGUGCUUGUUAUUCUGUUUAUGAGUUUUUUUAAUUGAGAUUUAUCAAUAACUUCGAACGUACUUAUCUAAUGAUAAAUAUACGAAAUCAAUAUAAAACUAUUAAUUAGACCAAGGCUCAAGCACUUUGUGACAAAAAUGAUAAACCUUUUGAUUAGUAUUGAAAUACAAAACCAUAAGGACCUCUUAUAAUUAACCAUUGAUAAGAAGGCAAUUAGUAACGAUAUUGUUAUUAUUUAAUAUAUUUGAUGUUUUAUUUCUAAUUAAGCUAUCGAAAUGCUAUUUUGUACAUAUAAAAAUGAUAAUUUUAGAUUUUAUGAUUAUGUACAAUUGUUUUAGUGUGAAUAAUAUUAUUGAUAUUUUGGAAAGCAAUGAUCGGUUCUUGACUCGAUCUUACAGGAACUAGGGUUUUAUUUUGUGAAUCUUCUCUGAUUUUAACUCUCAACUUCGUAGUUGGAAAGGCCAGUUCUACAAGUGCAAUGUAUACGAUUUUUCGAUGACACAUAUACGUAAUUUAUGAUACUGAUAAUAAAUUCAUAGGAAAUCUAUUUAAUAUUAUUGUAAAAUGUUGCAAGGGUGAAGCUUAAGAAUCUUAAUGUACUUUUCUAAUUCUAUUGAAAGCGGGCAAAGUUUGUGGUAAAAGCGAUAUGGUAAAAAUUUACGAAGCAAAUUGGAUUUGACUAGACAGAGAAAUUCAUUCACGAGUCACGACUGUAAUUAUUAUUAUAGUGGAACAAAAGUUACCAUCAGUUUUGUGGGUGCGGUGGGAUUUACUUAUUUAAUUCAUAAUUUGAGACCUUUACGACAUGAAUUUUAGUAGUUGCGAAGACGUGUACACAGUAUACCAAAGUUAGGAAAUAAACUGGUUGUUCAGUGUUAUAGGCGCCUUCUUAGCGCGGUGAAGGUGCAUGUUAUUCGGCCAUUUCAUAUUAUACGAGUCUCACGGAGACAGACAAAGGUAUUUUUAUAAAAUCAUUGCCUAUCGAAACCAAUAUACGUAAAAUCGAACAUUAAUUAUUUACUUACUUGUAUCUUGAUAGUCUUAUGAAUAAGUACUGUUAAAGGAGAGUAAAGAGAUGUUUGUGAGGUGAAAAGUCGGGAUUCGCGUUAUACGUUUUAUCGAUAUAAUGUCUACAUAUUUAUUGUAAAUUGAUUUUUCGCAUAGAUCCUAAUUAGUAAAUGUUUUAUUAAGAGCUUGGUGAGCCCGUUUCAUCUUACACAUAUUUUUAUUUGUGCUGUGUUCGUUAAGUAAUGUAAAUUAUAUUAACUGUAUAUUGUCGAUAUUUUAUACGAUAUUUAUUUAUUGAUUCGCUUUAGGUUCGCUAUCACAUUUUGUUUUUAUUAUUUUACAAUUGGACUGGAAGGAGUCAGUGAUCUGGCUGGGAUGCAUUUUCUUUAUAUGAUUUAUAAAAUUUGCUCAAAUAUUUCAUUUUAUAUCGUAUAAAAGUGGCCAUAAAGUGAAUCGUUACUGUAGCUUCACCAUUUACUAUAAAAGUCAAAUAUAUAUUUUUUAAAUUUUCAUUAAAUUGACAAAAUUUUUUGUAAACUCUAGACUCUAGAGGGUAUGAAGAAUUAAUUUGUCAGAAACGAAACCUCGCAAUAAAAUAUAAUUAUUGUAUCAUAUUUUCAUUGUAUAACAUUUAAUAAUAAUUAUUAUUUAACAAUGUACAUAAUAUUAUAAUAUGAAAUCAAACUCAAACGUCAAAACUGAUUUUUGAAAUCUGUAGCAAUACCCACUUAUUCAAAUAAUCUCAAUUCUUAUUAUUCAGAAUUUCGGUUCUGUCAUAAAAGUUUUAUAACCUAAUUUGGGCGUUUACCUUAACUGUAAUAUUAACUGGAAAAUAUCUCAAAUUUAGUCUAGCCAACACAUAAUAUUUUAUGAUUGUUUAUAAAAUCAAACCUAAAUGUAUGUAUGUAAACCAUUUUUAUAUGGAUUUUUGUAUGUAUUAUAUUUUUUGCUGAAGUUGAGAAGCUACUGUAACAUUUUACUUUAGGUUAAAAUAACAUGCGUGUAGGUACCUAAUGUUUUCAAAACCUAUGAAUGAUUAUAAUUAUUAUUUCUACUAUGUGCAAUUUAAGUCAAUCCCGCGCCAGGUGGAAAAGAUUUGGUUUGUAAAAUUUAAAAAAGAAAUAUUAGUUUUAUAAAAUUACAAUUAAGUUUCGAAUGUUAGGUCUACUGACUGUUCUUGAAUUUAAAAAUAUUAGGUCCGUAGAAAAAAUAUUGGAGCCUAAUUUGGGGAAUUUUAUUUACCAUUAUUUCCUAUCGAUUCAAAAUUUAUGAAAUAUAACUAUAAUUAGUAACAUAAUAAGGUUAGGCGAGACGAUAUUGUCAUAAAUAUAUAAAUACAUGAAAUUAAUAAAGCAUAAUGAUUGUAAA
Maniola jurtina (meadow brown) is the source of this 4629-nucleotide messenger RNA. It is a transcript of the gene Antp, whose product is annotated as homeotic protein antennapedia. Gene Ontology annotation, cellular component: nucleus. Gene Ontology annotation, molecular function: DNA-binding transcription factor activity, RNA polymerase II-specific; RNA polymerase II cis-regulatory region sequence-specific DNA binding. The transcript has 3 exons. Gene Ontology annotation, biological process: anterior/posterior pattern specification; negative regulation of transcription by RNA polymerase II. The coding region runs from base 863 to 1771 and encodes 302 amino acids. NCBI's taxonomy places the organism in Eukaryota, Metazoa, Arthropoda, Insecta, Lepidoptera, Nymphalidae. The record is from RefSeq and is a predicted model, not a curated record.